AAAAUACUAGCCGUUUGCUUUUCGCCUACCUUCAAAUUCAAACCCACUCCCCUCUUCUACCUCUCCUCACAUCUCCCCAACCAAUAGCCUCAACCCUCACCAAUGCAAACGGCUCGUCUUCUUGUCUCAGGAGAUCAGAAGCUCCGGCCAAAAUUCGGCCGGAGACCUCUUCAACCCAAGAACUCGCCGGCUAACCCUGUCAUUGGCUCCCCAUUGUCCAAGCCCAAACACGAACGGAACGAGAUCUCGCUGGUCCUCCCAGACGACCGUGCUAACAAGGAGAACCGUCCGACCUAUUCGAAGAUCGAAUCUCUGGACGGCUCGCUUGCGGAGGAGCUCAGCGCGAUCAGGAAAAAGCUCGAGAGGCUGAGGUUGGACAGAGAGAGAACGGAGAAGAUGCUCAAAGAGAGGGAUAUGGUGUUGGAGCGGAAGGCGAAGGAGCUGGAAGAGCGAGGGGAGAUCCAGAAGAUGCUCGAGAUCGAGGUUGAUAGGCUGUACAGACUGAAUCAACUCCAAACUCAAUCUAUGCUUGUUUCUCCAAUGCGAUCACUCAGAGAGAAGGAACAAGUGAAGAAGAUCAACGCAGGGGAGUCACCGAAACAAAAAUCAGAAGAUAGAGGAGAGGAGUCAGAAUCGGUUGGUGAUAACACGAUGCAAAGUCCUGAAUUCAGCUUCGUCGGGUCCUCCGAAACAGAUAAAUGAUACCAUUGUGCUUGAAUAUUCGGCCCUCUGCGAUGCUCUGAUCUGUUUCCCUGGUUAAUGUAGGGUUUGAAUGAACUUGUUUGGAAAGAGAAUAAUAUAAAUAGAUAACGCCUCGUUGUUAAUCUGUUUUGGCUG
Juglans microcarpa x Juglans regia is the source of this 837-nucleotide messenger RNA. Its product is annotated as high mobility group B protein 6. The transcript has 3 exons. The record is from RefSeq and is a predicted model, not a curated record. The coding region runs from base 103 to 702 and encodes 199 amino acids. Lineage: Eukaryota; Viridiplantae; Streptophyta; Magnoliopsida; Fagales; Juglandaceae.